Messenger RNA from Colletotrichum higginsianum IMI 349063, 1239 nucleotides. RefSeq names its product Oxidoreductase domain containing protein. The record is from RefSeq and is a predicted model, not a curated record. Gene Ontology annotation, molecular function: nucleotide binding. Bases 1 to 1239 code for a protein of 412 amino acids. Lineage: Eukaryota; Fungi; Ascomycota; Sordariomycetes; Glomerellales; Glomerellaceae. The transcript has 2 exons.
AUGUCGUCUGUAUGGGGUUUCCUUCGACGCAACUAUCUCAUCUUCAACCCACCUGUUGCACCGAAGCAGGAUGACGUUGUCCGCUUCGGCAUCCUAGGCGCCGCCAGGAUCGCCCCAGUGGCCCUCAUCACCCCCGCCAUGUCUCAUGGCGAAGUCGUCGUGCAGUCCGUAGCCGCCCGCGACCGCACCAAAGCCGCCGCCUUCGCCGCGAAGCAUGGCAUCCCGGACGUCAAGGACUCGUACCAGGCCCUCAUCGAUGACCCGUCCAUCGACGCCGUCUACAUCCCGCUACCGAACGGCCUGCACUACGAGUGGGCGCUCAAGGCCCUGCAGGCAGGGAAGCACAUCCUCCUCGAGAAACCGUCGGUGUCCAAUGCUCGGGAGGCCGAGGCGCUGUUCGGGCUGCCCCUCCUGAAGGGCCCCAAUGCCCCUGUGCUGCUGGAGGCGUUUCACUACCGCUUCCAGCCGAGCUGGCAGUUUUUCCUGACCCUCGUCGACCAGGACAGCGUGGAGCACGUCAAGACAAGCGGGCGGAUACCGUGGUUCAUGACGACGGGCGACGGCGACAUCCGGUUCCAAUAUGACCUUGCCGGCGGCGCGCUGAUGGACUUGGGCACGUACUGCGUCAGCGGGAUCAGGCAGACGUUCGGGCGGGAGGCGGAGGAGUGUCUGGAGGCGCGGUUCGAGACGAUGCCGGCGCCCGAGGAGAGGACGGACUACGCGUGGCGGAUCGUGUGGAGGAUGAAGGGGGGCGGGACUGCGGAGACUGAGGGCGGGCUGAGGGCAGCGUCGCUGAAUUUCGGGGUACCCAGGCUGAGCGUGUCUCACAAGGCGGCCGUGGUCGACGAUCCAAAGCUGCCGCCCGGGCAGGAGAAGACGCGCAAGAGGAGGAUCGAAUUUGAGAACUUCAUGCUGGGCGGGGUGUGGCACCGCAUCGACGUCGAGGACGAGUUCGUCGUCAAGAGCACGCAGACCGGAGAGGUGGUGAGACGGUGGACCGAGAAGACGACGCGCAAGACGUACACGUUUGAGGAGGCCGGGUUGGAGGGGAAGGGUACGGGGGAAGAGUGGUGGCUCACGUAUCGACAUCAGUUGGAGCAGUUUGUUAACCGUGUCAAGGGGAGGGAGACGGGGGUCUGGGUGGACGGGGAGGACAGCAUCAACCAGAUGAGGAUGAUCGAUAUGGCGUACGAAAAGGCCGGGUUGCCGGUGAGAAGGUCGCCUGGCGUUGCCAGCUGA